Molecule: messenger RNA, 1254 nt
Organism: Penicillium waksmanii
Lineage: Eukaryota; Fungi; Ascomycota; Eurotiomycetes; Eurotiales; Aspergillaceae
Product: tyrosinase family protein
Exons: 4
Coding region: 1-1254 (417 amino acids)
Molecular function (GO): oxidoreductase activity
Source: RefSeq, a predicted model, not a curated record
AUGGUUACCGCCAAAUUGCCAGUACUCGCGAUAGGCAUCCUACUUGCCCUGCAAGCAUAUGCAAUCCCUUCAUCUCCUAAAUAUAUACAUGGGAUCAGGCCAUCUUCGCCUCCGUCUCUUUCAUCUUCCGCGCUGCCCACGACCAUAUGGGCAUCUAAUUCGUCGGCAAAAGCUGAAGCUCAGCUUCAGCGGCUAGCUGAGAUCGCGCGCGAUGCAGUGAUUUCUGAUGUCACACACGCCCCCCUGCGACAUGAGGGAUGUACUCAGCAAACCAUGCGAAUCCGUCGUGAUUGGAGGGCCUUCACUCGGAAGGAGAAGAAGGCUUAUAUAAACUCCCUUGCUCCGGGAACCAAGUCACGAUAUGAUGACUUUGUGGCUACUCAUAUCAAUCAGACGCUGAUAAUCCAUUAUACGAACAUCGCUGACUACUAUGAGAAGGGAACAUUUUUGGCAUGGCACAGACAUUUUGUUUGGAGCUUUGAACAAGCCUUGCGAAAUGAGUGUAGCUAUACAGGUGAUAUACCAUAUUGGAAUUGGGGUGCCGACGUUGACGAGAUGGAGAAGUCCGAAGUCUUCGAUGGAAGCGACACUUCCUUGUCAGGUAACGGCGCUUAUAUCCCGAAUCAACCCGAUGUCAAACUGGUGCUAGACGGCUAUCCGGAUAUCUAUCUUCCUGCUGGCAGUGGCGGAGGCUGCGUGACCAGCGGCCCCUUUAAAGACUACAUACUCAGCAUGGGACCAGCAGAUUUAGUCGUACCCGGUCGCAACAUCAGUGUGAGCCCACACCCUCUAGACUACAAUCCGCGGUGCCUGCGACGAGACUUGACCAGCGCGAUCUUGCAAAAGUUCAACAAAUUCUCUGACAUCGUGGAUCUUAUCACAAAGAGCAACGAUGUCUGGGACUUUGAAAUGACUAUGCAAGGAUUUCCCGAUUCAGGACUCAUUGGCGUCCAUGGUGGCGGUCAUUUCGCGAUGGGUGGUGAUCCUGGUCGUGAUGUCUUCGUUAGCCCUGGCGAUCCGGCCUUCUGGCAUCACCACGCCAUGAUCGACUAUGUUUGGUGGAUUUGGCAGAAUCUGGAUUGGGAGGCUCGCGGGGAUGCAAUCUCGGGGACGGGUACCUUUUUGAAUGACCCUCCAUCGGCGAAUACGACGCUUGAUACGCUUAUCAAUGUUGGUUAUGCGGGUGGGGAUCCCAUUGCUAUGAAGGAUAUAAUGAGUACAACUGGUGGUCCGUACUGUUACAUUUAUGUAUGA